AUGCAGGCCGACGAUAUCACGUGGAAUAUCCUCAACAAGGGGCAUUGUUCUUACAAAACAAAAGUGAAGGUGAAGACGUUUUGCCGAAAUGAGUACAACUUGACGGGAAUUUGCAAUCGAGCCUCGUGCCCUUUGGCCAACAGUCAAUACGCGACGGUUCGUGAAGAAAAUGGCGUCUGCUACCUGUACUGCAAAGUCGUUGAGAGAAGUCACUACCCUCGGCGAUUAUGGGAGAAGACAAAGCUCAGCCGAAACAUGGCUACGGCGAUCAAGCAAAUAUCGGACCAACUCAUUCACUGGUCCGAGUUCGUGCGACAAAAAUGCAAGGCUCGUCUCGUGCGAAUCCACCAAUAUCUCAUUCGAAUGCGCAAAAUGAAAUUGAAAGGCCGGCAACAAAAGAUUAUUCCAAUUCAGACAAAGAUCGAACGUCGCGAGAAACGCAGAGAAGAAAAAGCGCUCAUCGCUGCUAAAUUGGACACGGCCAUUGAGAAGGAGCUGCUUCAGCGUCUGAAGCAAGGCACUUAUGGCGACAUUUACAACUUCCGCCAAGAAGCGUUCGAGCAAAUGUUGGAAGAAGGUGAGAGGGAACUUGAAAUGGAGCAUGAAUUGGAAGAGGAUGAUGAGCAAACUGGUCAAACGCAGUUCGUUGCCGAUUUCGAGAGCUCGGAUGAAGAAGGGGACAUCGAGAAUGCUGAAGAACAUUGGACUCCGCCAGACACGGAUUCGGAAGAAGGGGAAUGGGAAGGGCCAGAAGAAGAUAGUGAUGAUGACAAUGAUGAGGAAAUGGAUAUAGGAGAAGAGAACGAAAUGGAUCAGGCUGAAUUCAGUGGCGAUGGAUCAGAUGGAGAAGAAAUCGAUGAAACACCUGUUAAGAAGAUUGCUUCCAAACCAGCGGCCAAAGAUGCUUCUAAGGGAAAACAAAAGAAAAGAGUCUCUUUCGAUCUCCCACCAAAGAAAAAGUCAACUAAGAAGGCGCAACGAUCUAGGAUUGAAAUCGAGUACGAACAAGAGCCGACGGUGCAGAAGCAAAAGAUUCGACACCAUGAUUUU
Molecule: messenger RNA, 1050 nt
Organism: Mesorhabditis belari
Lineage: Eukaryota; Metazoa; Nematoda; Chromadorea; Rhabditida; Rhabditidae
Source: the annotation of a GenBank genome assembly